AUUCUGCGUUCGCAUCUCAUCUUCUCCCAUUGCUCCGUAUACAAAGCUUCCACCUUUAAAUCGGCGACAAUCGGUGAAUAUCGGAGAUAAACACUCAAACAGCUGCUAUCCAAGAAUUGGAACAAUUCAUUUUACUACAUCAAAGAUGUCUGAUUCAAAACCCCAAAAUGUUCUCGUCCUUGGAUCUACAGGUCCACUAGGCGUUCUCAUCGUCAAAGAACUACUAUUGCGUGACAUUCAGACCACUCUAUUCGUUCGCAACCCAUCAAAAUUACCUUCGGACAUUACACAGAAUCCGAAAAUAACAGUAAGUACAGCCAAUAUCUAGAUAUGGAAACCCACUUACUGACUCCGAAAAGGUUAUUGAAGGAACCCUUGAAUCAGCUCCAACGACACUCCAUGCAACUCUCUCAAACUACACAACCAUAAUCUCCACCCUUGGUCCUGUUGGCCUUCAGCGGAGCAAAGAAACCCCCAUUACAGAUUUCUUCACCGUUCUCCUCCACGCCAUCUCUGCUCUCCCAACCAAGCCAAGGGUUUUCCACUCAUCAACUGGAUCUGUCACUGAUCCCAGCGACAAGUUCACAUUCAUUAUGUGGCUCAGUGUUCUAGUCAUCAAGUUAUUAGCUCCAGGUGCAAGAAACGAAAUUUUGAGCACCGCGAAGGUGUUUGUUGAGCAUGGAAACGAUAUCGACUGGACACUUUUCAGACUUGGUGUCUUGAGCGAUGAAAAAGAAGGGGAAGUUGAUGCGAAUGGAGAAAAGAAGGUUGCUCAUGCGGGGUAUAUAGCUGAUGAGAAGUGGCAAUUGAUGACACCUAGGUCUCAAAUUGCCAGGUGGGUUGUGAAACAGGCAACUGAGGGGAAGGUUGAGUGGAACAAGAAGAUGCCUGCUUUGGCUGGUAUUUGA
Molecule: messenger RNA, 908 nt
Organism: Hymenoscyphus albidus
Lineage: Eukaryota; Fungi; Ascomycota; Leotiomycetes; Helotiales; Helotiaceae
Source: the annotation of a GenBank genome assembly